UUGGGAUGGGAUAUGAAGAAGAAUCAACUUUGGGCCGGGAGGAAUGAAUGGUCUCCAAAUGAGUGGGCUUGGUCCACCCACGCACCGUCUUCAGUCUUUCAAUUUGAGGCAUUCGAUUCCGAUUCUCCGUUCGGUUUUUUAUUCACAACGCACAAACUUUGGAAGCUCGAGAGGCAAAGAGAGAGAGAAGAGAAAACAUGGGAGUGACAAAGGAACAAGUCGAAUCUUCACUCACCUCAAAACUCAGUCCUUCUCAUCUAGAAGUCAUCGAUACCUCUGGAGGAUGCGGUGCAAGCUUUGCUGUCGAAAUUGUAUCGACAAAAUUUGAAGGGAAGAGGUUGCUAGAGCGACAUCGUCUUGUGAAUGCUGCUCUGGAAAACGAGAUGAAAGAAAUCCAUGCCCUUUCAAUAAAGAAAGCUCAGACCCCGGACCAGUGGAAACAACAGCAAGAGUCCGACAAUUCGAAACCGGCAGCUUAGACAUGCUUUGGAACAGUUUUAAUAACAUGUCCCAAGUGAAUCAGUGGACACUGUAAACUGGGUAAAGUGCACCUACCAAAGUUGAAACAGAAUUGUUCUACUUGUUAUUAUUGCCCUGUUUAUACUAUCUGUGGAUUACAAAAUUUAGAGUUGCAUACAUUUCAUGGAUUUUUUUUUUAA
Messenger RNA from Morus notabilis, 659 nucleotides. RefSeq names its product protein BOLA2. Gene Ontology annotation, biological process: intracellular iron ion homeostasis. The record is from RefSeq and is a predicted model, not a curated record. Gene Ontology annotation, cellular component: nucleus; cytosol. NCBI's taxonomy places the organism in Eukaryota, Viridiplantae, Streptophyta, Magnoliopsida, Rosales, Moraceae. Gene Ontology annotation, molecular function: 2 iron, 2 sulfur cluster binding. The transcript is spliced from 3 exons. The coding region runs from base 198 to 479 and encodes 93 amino acids.